CCCUCCAGGAGUGAAAGAAACUCGUGUGACAGCGCGGGGUCCGGCCAGUGCAGCAGCAGCAGGAGGUCACCAACCUGUAGCUUCCUUGUAGGUCAUACGUCUUUUUUCAAUUUGCGUAUUCCUGGCCCCGCUUGGUGCACUACAGCUCCCGACAGGCCUUGCGAGCGCUAUUGAUACUCCUCUGACGUGCACAUGACACGCGCUGCUGCUGGGAGAUGUAGUUUUUAUUGGGACCCAAACACACUGCUUUUAUUGGAGGCAGAAGUGACUGCAGAGCGGUUAUGCCAUGGUGUUAGAGGGUAGUGUGGACGUGCCAGAGCAGGACCAUCAGCGGUACUUAUUUUCCCAGCCUCCAUGGCUGUUAAGAUAUUCUUCCCAACAUGUUGCUCAGCAGCAGAGAGUGGGCUUCUUAUCGGCCGCUGGAUUUCAGAGCACCGGUCCGCAGUGGUCCUAGCCAUGCUGCACGUCCCCUUUAUCCCCGGCCAAGUGAAGCAGUACCUGGCACACCUGCAGCAAAGUACAGGACUGAGCCUCUCUGUACUGGGAUCUUGGAGUCACAAGAAGGCAGAGAAGGAUGAGAAAAUUGAGUCGUUUUUAUAUGAUUUGAGCAGCAUCUUCAGCCAUCGACCUUGGCUUCGGUUAUCAAGGGAAGCAUCUAGCAAGUUUUGGGACUGCAGUAUUGAAAGAUGUGAUGGUGGUGAUCAGGAGGAGGUGGUUUUGGUGUACUAUGAUGAGAGGAAACUGAUGCUGUCAGAGCUGCACUCUGUCACGGAGAACUCCGAAAUAGCCUCUGUGUUUGCUACUGUGGCAAAGUGCCGGCCUCUGUUUGCCAAACACAAGUAUGAUGAAGGCCCAAUAAAGCUGACACACUGGCAGUCCGAUGGAGUGGAGGCCAGCAUUAUUGUGGAGCUGAUCAAGCAAUUUUCAGUUCCUUUGUGUGCAGUCUUGUCAUUCCUGGUCUCAGUGCUUACCAGCCUACGUACCCUCAGGGUACUUGGUGGAAAGCCACUUUCCUUUGUAUGGAACAAGCUGUCCACCUCCGAGCAGUUGGGAAAACGCCUGGAGAAUAUCGGACUGGUCAGCAGCACAGAGAGAGCCAAGGACCAUAAAGAGUUCAUGCGGAAGGCCAACACUGUAGUGUCCAUUCUAUUAGACAUGGCCCUGGGGGUUUUACUGAUGUCCUGGCUGUACAGGGAGAACCAAAUUAGUCAACUGGCCGACACUCUCAUGCCCGUGGCUGAUCGAGUUGCUGUGGAGCUGCAGGAACUGCUACAGUGGCUUAUGGGGGCCCCUGCUGGAUUAAAAAUGAACGGCGCUCUGGAUGAAGUCUUGGGACGCUUUUAUAUGUAUCAUAUCCACCUCUGGACCAGUUAUAUUCGCCUGAUGUCCCCAUUUAUCGAAGUCAUCCUGUGGUACAUAGGCUUGUCAGCCUGUCUGGGCUUGUCCAUUGCUCUGUCCAUCCUCUCCGAUAUCAUUGCCCUCCUUACUUUCCAUAUACCUGUAUAUUGUUUCUAUGUUUAUGGAGCUCGCCUGUAUUGCUUCAAAAUGCACGGACUCUCUUCUCUUUGGCGUCUCUUCCGUGGCAAGAAGUGGAACGUCCUCCGUCAUCGAGUGGACUCCUGCUCCUAUGAUUUGGAUCAGCUUUUUCUUGGGACAUUGCUGUUUACAGUCCUGCUAUUUCUGCUGCCAACCACAGCCCUGUAUUACCUGGUAUUUACUCUGCUGCGUUUGCUUGUGGUUCUGGUUCAAGGUUUGAUCCAAUUGAUUGUAAAUCUGCUGAACACUCUCCCACUCUAUACUGUGGUCUUGCGCCUCUGCAGACCCCACCGUCUUGUUAUUUGUUUUUUAGCUGGUGUAAAAUUCCGAAUGCUGGAACAGAAAACUGGGAAAUCCUUAAGGCUGCUCAUGCAGAUCAACCCAUUGCCAUAUAAUGGUGUUCUACAGAGCUACAUGCUGCCAUCUAACCAGUGCUACCCUAAAGAUUCCUGGGGAUCCCUGUGUCGGAAGCUGUUCAUUGGAGAACUCAUAUACCCCUGGAGGCAGAAAGGAAACAAGCAGGACUAAUGGACAACUGAUAACAUUAUUGUCAAGCCCGGUUUUUAUAAAAUCACUAACCGGAUAAGCCCGUAUGCUUCUAAAUAUGUCUGCCUGGACUUGACAAAGAGUUGGGCUCACCAGCUGGGUUUAAAUAAAACAAGAAGUGACAGCGAACAGAAAUAUUUAACACACUGGUCCAAUCAGGAUUCACAUUCAUGUUAAUCACAAACCAUUUGCCACAAUCCUUUGGAAUAAGUGCCACAGUAAUGUCCCGCAGGUACAUUCCUCCCAAGAUUAUCUGCUGAAAGACUUCCCUGACAAUGUCCAGACAUAUUUCUGGCCAGGUCCGGACUGAGAAUUAAAAUAGGCUCUGGCAUUUCAGGUACACAGAGGCCCAAUCAGCCCACACAGAGGCCCAAACAGCCCCCCACCAGCCCACUAAAUACUGACUUUCUAUGGGACCUUAUAGCAGCCCCUCUGGCAUUUGCCAGAACCCACAGAUUGCCAGUCCGGGCCUGUUUCUGGCCCACCUCAAGCUUUUGGGAAGCCUUGUAGCUUCCCAUGGAUAUGAACAGGUUCUGUCCUCCCUAAAUAGAGCAGUAUGUGUGUGCCUGUCAUUUAGGUCUGUGGACUGUCCCAAGGCAGAAGAGGGGCAUGCAAACCAGACCCAGAACAUAAUCUUAAGGGGAUAUAUAGGAUACAUGAAAAAAACCAUAAUUUUGUAGGGAAUUAUGAGUAAUAUGUAUGGUGUUGCUUUAACAUGGUGCUAAAAAGUAAUAAUAUCUUUAAAAAUAGCCCCUUUAUAGAUGUUCUGAUGAGGAGUGGGUGGUCUAUGCCAGAAGCACAAUAGCAGGGGGACAGCCAAUCACAGCCCUGCAGUCACACAAGCAAAGACAGGCUUCAGUUCCCUAUCAGGUCCUGCUAGCUGCUGAUUGGUUCCUGUCCUACAGUGCAAUGAGCUGAGAGCC
This is a messenger RNA of Xenopus laevis (African clawed frog), 3005 nucleotides long. It is a transcript of the gene pigq.S, whose product is annotated as phosphatidylinositol glycan anchor biosynthesis class Q S homeolog. Gene Ontology annotation, cellular component: endoplasmic reticulum; membrane. The record is from RefSeq and is a predicted model, not a curated record. The transcript is spliced from 12 exons. Gene Ontology annotation, biological process: GPI anchor biosynthetic process. The coding region runs from base 355 to 2064 and encodes 569 amino acids. Lineage: Eukaryota; Metazoa; Chordata; Amphibia; Anura; Pipidae.